GUGAGGGGAAGGUGGGCUCGAGUCGGUCCGGAGACAACCCCGACUCUCAACCAGACCUUGUAAGGGCCAGCCGGCCAUCGCUGCCUCCACUCACGGACACGGAUCAGGGACGGAAUGGACUUCGGAAAAGCAUACAAAGAGCUCAGGGCCUGGCGGAUGGGCUGCGGGUCAGUAGAAUCAAUGGUCCCAGCUGUUGUCCAUGUCCGCCUUUGCUGGCCCUACGACUCUUUUCCAGGCAAGCUCCCACUCGCCAACAACGGAGAUUUCCUUCCCUCGGAUAACACUGCUCUGUUGUCACACAUGCCGACACAUCCCCUGGCGCCGCUGUAUUCGACCACGAUUCUCCGCCAUCACCCACCCUACUCGCAGCCAAGAGGAUGAGCAACCACUCAGAUGGCUCCGACUUCCUCGCCAGUGCUGAUGCGGACCAGAGCACGGUAGUGGAGGGCGGAAAUGGUCAGCGUCGCCCAAGUCCAAGCCUCGUGGACCCGCGCCCCACCAAAAGGGUGCGUUGGGGAGACGAUAGUGCACGCACACGGGUCAGCCGUGCCUGUGACAGGUGCAAGACACGAAAAACGAGGUGCUCAGGAAAGUUCCCCUGCAGCACAUGUGCACAGGCAAAGCUUGACUGUCAGUUUACUGCUGCCUAUCGCCGGGGACGCCUCCCUUCUAUUGAGCCAUCUGAGGAAACCACCGCUGCCGGGCUGCUGUACGAUGAGUCCUCCAUGGAUCCCGAUCAUGGGUGUAGACAGAACUCAGGGAUGGAGCAAGAUACAGCUGUACCAAGUGGGGUUCCUGCUGGAGCUCAGGAUGCUACGAUCACGCCAAGUAGUCCUCGCGAGCCGGUCGGUGACGGCCCCACCACCACGGACCACGGCCGUGAGGGCGCUUCGGCCAGUAAGGGGCGCGGGACUUCCGGAGAUGGGGAGACUCCCCGCCCCGACGUCACCUCCUCCCGCAACUCCCCGGAGCCGUCCCAAACAGACCAGCAGGGCCACUAUGUCGGCCCAUCAUCUGGAGUCUCCUUCUUGCUGCGUUUGCAGCGGAAAUUGCAGAUGCAGAUGCCCCUAGGGGCCUCGGACUCGUCCAUCUUCACGUUUGGGGACAUGCCCUUACCCGAUACAGACCCGACCUUCGUCAUCUUGCCACCCAAAAACGAGGCGGAGAGCAUGGUACGGCGAUAUUUUGACUUUGCCCACGCCACGCAGCGCUUCUUGCACCGUCCCACAGUUGAGGAAUGGCUGGCAGAGCUCUAUGAAACCAACGGCGCGAUGCGGGAGAGAGAUACUGCUCGGUGUCGCACUGCGCUGCUAUUCAUGGUGUUUGCUCAGUCCAUAAGCUUCCCUUCCUCGGCCAAGCUUUCAGCCCUAGCGCCGUCCGUAGCCGACAUUGAGCGCGUGUCACACACGGAAGCUGCUGUAUCCAGUGUUCGCUUCUUCUCUGCCGCCGAGCACCAGCUCACAGCCGAACGGGGUCGCAUCCGUCUAACCAGCGUCCAGGCGCGUCUCGCGCAAUGCUUGUAUCUGCUAGCGCACUCCCGGCUGAACCACUGCUGGACUCUGUUCGGCACGACAGCUCACUUGGUCAUCGCCCUGGGAAUACAUCGUAGGGCCCGCAGUGACUCAUCGGCGCUGUUGUCACAGCCCACAGACCAGGUUGAAUCCGAGUGCCGCAAGCGAACGUUCUGGUGCGCCUACAACCUCGACAUAUACCUCAGCUCGGUGCUUGGCAGGCCGCGCACAUUCCACGACGAAGACAUCGACCAGGAGCUCCCCGCCUGCGUUGACGACUCGCAGCUGUCAAGGAGGCGCAACCACCAUGCACCAAUGCCGGCGCCCAGGUACCACUCCAUAAUGACCGGUGCGGUGGCCCACCACAAGCUCUCUCGAAUCCUGGCCGGAGUCUUGCGCGACCUGUAUGGUAUCAAGCCCCCAUCCCGCUCCGAGAGACUGCGCCUCGCAGAUAAGUACACGAAGCUACUUUUCGAGUGGCGCGGACAGGUGGCCUACCUGCUCGACACGGGGGGUGACUCUUCCAUGUUUGUACCCAUCGUACUGCGGCAGCGCGAUGUCCUCAAGCUCGCCUUCUGGCAUUCCCAGAUCCUUGUGCAUCGACCAUUCCUCCUCGAAAACUUUGCCAGCCUAGCGAGUCACGGUAGCAGGCAUAGGCAGAAUAAUGCUCAGCCCGCAAUGAGGAGUGCCGAGGCCGAGGAUAACGUUAGGUUAUGUCUUGACGCUGCCACGAAUAUUGCCAGGUUGGUACACGAUAUAGACAGCGCCGACCAGCUGUACAGUACAAUGUUUUUGAUACCGUACUACGGGUUCUGCGCCGUCGUUGUUCUUUACGUCCACGCGAUCCAGCAACGAAACUCCCCGCCGGAAACGUAUCUGGCUGCGUUUAACGCGGCCACUGUUUGUCAAGACCAUCUCGCAUCCGUUGCCAUCAGAGGCACCCUGACGGAGCGCUAUGGUGUUGUGCUGCAGGAACUCCGAAACGAGGUGCUGAAGCACUGCCCCUAUCUAGCUUCGGCAGCCGCCAUGGGUCUACCAGACACGGUCGGACUGGCGAGCGGGAUGAAUGGGGCCCUAUCCCCUGCCUCGAAUGCCGCCCAGGAGAUAACUCGCAAUGGGACACUGCCUAAUUCGGGACAGGCAACGGCGCGGCGUAGGCGCAUGUCAGCCCCUUCGUAUCCGGGACAGAGAGGAGGCACAGACAUGCUACAGCCUGUGGCGAGGUUCGAUAAUAACGGCGUCGCGGGGCUUGAUCUGUCGCUCAGCGGGGCCUCGGCGUUGAAUUCCAAUCUCCAGCAGCUCUUCCAAGCCCCCAACAGCGCACACCCCGUCAGCUUUCCCUCAGAUGACAGCCCAGGUGGCAGUGGCAGCAGCCCCAUGACCCUAUUGACGGGGUGGGGUCAGUUCGAAUCUCUGGUCACUGGCGGCAUGAUGGAAAGGUUUGAUGCCUUCUUUGCAGAUUCGGCAAUCGAGAACUGGGAUAUGGCCCUGCACGGAGGUGUCGGGGCAUAAUCUUGAUGGAUCGUUUGGCUAAAGAUGACCACUUUCAUUAUCGUACGGGCAUGUGAUACCCAGUAUGAAGGAGCUUCUAAGAAGUUCCGGUUUCUUCUAGCUAAACAGUUCUCGGCCAAACAAAAUCCCGACUAUAGAAGCUCAGCCCCAACCCGUUUCGACCGCCAUGCCCGGUUCAAGACAAGCCAAUCAGACAUUGCUCUUGCCAUCAGCGGCGCGCUCGAUGUGCGCGGUUGACUCUGUCUUAUCGGGGUUAGCCGACUGUUCGGCAGCCGAAAUAUUCCGCUGCACAGGCGAGGGUGGCGUCUCGACGUUCUUCUCCAGCGGAGCGGCGACGACGUCACCAAAGCGGGCCGCAAUCUCCUCCAGUCCGAGCUGGUUGGUCUCGGGCAGGAAGAAGAAGUAGCACAGGCCGGCAAAGACGUUGCAGGCGAUGAAGACAAAGUAGAAGCGCCACGCGAUCUCCUGGAAGGCGAUGCUGGCGGCGAAGGACAGCCAGAUGGCGGUGAUGGCCUGGGAGAAGACGGAGAAGCCGACGCCGACGCCGCGCAGGUCGAGCGGGAAGAUCUCGGCCACCAGCACCCACACGACGCUGUUGAAGAAGAAGGAGUAGGCGAAGGCGAAGAGGUAGAUGAAGGCCACCCCCGCGCGGCUGCCGUCGGGGUUGCGGUCGUCGGGGAAGGCGGCCGACAGGCCCGUCAGGAUGCACAGGAUGGCCACGAGGCAGACCUCGCCCCCGAUGACGGUCGGCCGGCGCGGCCAGUGGUCCGAUAUGGUGAAGACGGACACGGCCUGCGCCACCAGGGCCAUGAAGCCGUACAGGGCCUGGAUCAGCAGCACCUGCUGCCCCUUGUACCCGAGCGCGUCGUACAUGAGCGUCUGGUAGUUCUGGAUGAUGUUUGAGCCCGAGAGCUUGGUCAUGUUGACGAUGAGGCAGCCCAGCAGCGUCCGCCGGAUGUAGCGCCGCGUGAAGAGGACGCCCCACCGCGCCGCCUUUUUGCGGUUGGCCUCGAUGGCGAUCUGCUCGUACAUCCGGGCGUACUCCUGCUCGAUGAAGUCCUCGCCGCGGUGCUCGUGGAGGUAGUGCAUCGUCUUUUUGGCGUCUUCGUAUUGUUGUUUUUGCAUCACUACCCCCUCCUGUGUGUCAGUGUUCCGUAUCUACGAUACAGUGCGGAAACAGCCCAGGUCACGUCAAAUAUGGAGGGUUGACUUACACCAGCGAGGAGAGUACGGAAGGAAAAACGUCAUGAUGGCCAGCAGCAAUGCCGGCGGCGCCUGCGUUGCCAGCGGUAUCCGCCACUGCAAGUCCCCAGUGGCGAACGAGCCGGCGUAGCCGAUCCAGCCCGCGGCGAAGAAGCCGAGCGUGUUCAUCAGGCCCUUGAGCCCGACCAGGAACGCCCUGUUCUCGGGCGGCGAGAUCUCGGACAGGUACACGGGCGCGACGGGGUAGACCAUGCCCGUGGAGAAGCCGCUGAGGGCGCGGCCCGCGAUCAUCAUGGCCGGGCCCGCCGCGGCGGCCUGCACGACGGCGCCGACGACGGAGACGGCCGAGCCGAUGAGGAGCGACCAGCGGCGCGAGCACGCGUCCAUGGUCCAGCCCGACGCCGCGGACCCGACGGCCGACCCACCGUAGUAGGCCGACACGAUGCCGCCCUGGAUGGCCGCGUUCUUCAUGGCGGCGCCGUACAUGGCGCGCUUGAAGGUCGAGUGCGCGAUGGUAGACGCGAUGAUGCCCGUGUCGAGGCCGUAGAGGAACCUGCGUGGGGGAAAAAAAAAGGCCCCCGUCAGAAAGGCACUGCCGGGAUAGGGGAUGGUAGGGAUGCCUUCUCUGUGAAAAAGCCCUCAGACAUACCCUGCCAUGCUGAUGGCCGUCGCGAUCGUGAUGGACCGGACCGAGUUGCCCAAGUGGCCUCGUUUGUCCCCCAUUGUGAUACUCAGGGGCUUUGGCCCAAGGAAAAAAAUAAAAUUCUCCUGUCUGUCCUAAUCUCAAUCUUUGUAGACGACCUAAUCUUACUAGAAUUCUCUGGCACGGGGCCCGG
Messenger RNA from Gaeumannomyces tritici R3-111a-1, 5062 nucleotides. RefSeq lists its product as hypothetical. Gene Ontology annotation, biological process: DNA-templated transcription; positive regulation of transcription by RNA polymerase II. Gene Ontology annotation, molecular function: DNA-binding transcription factor activity, RNA polymerase II-specific; zinc ion binding; sequence-specific DNA binding. Gene Ontology annotation, cellular component: nucleus. Lineage: Eukaryota; Fungi; Ascomycota; Sordariomycetes; Magnaporthales; Magnaporthaceae. The record is from RefSeq and is a predicted model, not a curated record. The transcript has 4 exons. The coding region runs from base 378 to 3023 and encodes 881 amino acids.